GCCAUGAUUCGCCGUGUUGUGCCUUCUGUUCAAAUGUCUUUAAACCACUGGCGGUUCUUGUCAACCUCCAAAAGGCCGGCACUCGAUCAGACAGAUGAGGAAAGGCUUAUUUCCCCAUCUUUGAAAAAAUUUUUCAACCGGACUUCCAUUGCCAUGGAGAUGCCGAAUAUGACACGGAAAUACGCGGAGUCAAACGCCUCUCUUAUUCCCAGUUACUUUCUUGGCAAGCUUCAGCUGGAACUCUUAGAGUAUCCGGAGCUGGCGACCAGGGAAGAAGUAACAAAGAUUCAUUCCCUGUUUGGCAUCGUCGAAGACUUCGCCAUCUCAGUUGAUAGCAAGUCUAUCGACCGAAGUGGAGUCAUUCCACCGCAGUUGAUGGCAAGUUGUAAGGAGAUGGGCUUGUUCGGCCAGCGCGUGGACCCAAAGUUCGGCGGGCUCGGCAUGACGGCGCUUGAAUCGACGGUCGUUGCCGAGGCCCUGGCCUACGACGCCUCACUGUUUGCUACUUUAACUUGCCAUGAAGCAUUGGGAGUGAAGGGUCUCCAAAUGGUUGGGACAGAUGCGCAGAAAGAAAAGUACCUUCCUGCUUUGGCGUCUGGCGAGAAAAUGGGCGCCUUUUGUCUGGCCGAAGUGAACAGUGGGACCGACGUUUCAUCACUUCUGACACGGGCUUCACUCAGUGCAGACGGCAAGUUCUACAUCCUCAAUGGCCGAAAGGCCUGGGUUGCCAACGGCUCUCGCGCUGACCUUUUCACUGUAUUUGCUCGCACCUCGAUACAAAAUGAUAAGGGUGAAUCGGAGGAGAAGGUGACAGCGUUCCUUGUUGAGCGAGGCCUUGUCGGCGUGCAAGUGGAACCACCUGUAGAGAAGCUUGGACUUCGUGGUCUCGAUCUCGUCAACGUAACAUUCAAUAACGUGCGUGUACCGGUGGAAAAUGUGCUCGGAGAACCUGGUUGCGGCGCUGAGUUGUCGGCUCAGAUAGCUGGUGGAGAACGCUACCUGGUGGGCGGACUGUGCGCGGGAAUUUGUCACAACGUGAUCGACGCUCUGACGGAGCACUGUGCAAUGCGCCAGCAGUUCGGACGUCCGCUGUCCCAAUUCGGCAUGGUUCAGCGCCACCUGGCCCUGGCGGCGGCAAACCUCUACGCCCUCGAAUCCAUGACUUACCUCGUAGCCGGUCUCCUUACUGCCCAGCCAAAGCGAGACCUCCGUAUUGAGUCGGCGGCAGUUAAGGUAUUUGCUACUGAAACGACAUUGUCGUUGUUAAAUGACUGUGCUACCCUCGCUGGCGCGCUAGGCUUCACCGACCAACUUCCUCUUGAACGGUACCUUCGCGAUUCCUGGGUACUUGGCUCCUUUAUGGGUGUUAAUGACUUACUACGGCUGUACAUAGCUGCUUCGAGUCUUUCCAUUGCUGGUAGGGAGAUGUGUGAGUUUGUGGAUAAGUUACGCCGUCCCUACCAAAAUAAGCUGUACAUCCUUCGAGAAACCUUCCUGAAAGACGUCCGCCUGGCGAUGAUGCGUCGACGCUGGCGCACUCCGGCUGUGGGGGCUACCCCGAUGCCUGUAACAGAGCGAGGCGUGCGUGCCUCCCUCUUAGUGAGGGACCAUCUGCACCACAACCUGCGACCUCUGGGUGACAGGCUGUCGCGCGUUGUCGUGCACACUCACGAGUUGGCACGUCAAGCCCUCAUUUUGAACGCCAAUAACGUAAACGAAGACCAGUUUUCGCUGCGCCUCUUCUCCGACCUCGCAAUCGGCCUUUUUGCCAUCACGGCAGUCUUGAGCAGAGCAUCCCGAGCAAAAAGCAUUGGCAUUCGCUAUCACAACAACGAGCUCGAGUUGGCGGAACUCUUCACUGUCGAUAUGCUUGACCGCCUGGAGACCAUGGUAGCUAAUUACAAAACGAAGGAUAAUCUCUGCAAGCGGAUCGCCAGUGUAAUUCUAAAGGAGAAUGGCUAUGCUUCUGCCAGUCCCCUGACCCGUGUUUGGUAG
Messenger RNA from Mesocestoides corti, 1995 nucleotides. NCBI's taxonomy places the organism in Eukaryota, Metazoa, Platyhelminthes, Cestoda, Cyclophyllidea, Mesocestoididae. The record is from the annotation of a GenBank genome assembly.